This is a messenger RNA of Penaeus indicus, 993 nucleotides long. RefSeq lists its product as uncharacterized. The coding region runs from base 1 to 993 and encodes 330 amino acids. The transcript is spliced from 3 exons. The record is from RefSeq and is a predicted model, not a curated record. Lineage: Eukaryota; Metazoa; Arthropoda; Malacostraca; Decapoda; Penaeidae.
AUGAGGUGGCAGAUUGGAAUGGAGAGCAAGGGUUUGAAGGUAAACACCAAGAAGACUGAAGUUAUGGCAAGUAGCAGGAGGGAUGUGGAAGUGAACAGCAAAUACAAGGACAAUGCUAGGCUCAAACAGGUCCGGGUGUUCAAAUACCUUGGAGUGACCGUAGAUGCCAGGGGAGGGUCGCAAGUGGCUAUGAGAGCUAAGGUAGCAGCAGCAUGGAACAAGUGGAAAGAGCUGUCAGAUGUUAUCAGUGACAGAAUGAUGCCUAGGAAACUCAAGGUGAAGCUAUACAGCAGUAUAAUACGACCUGUGCUCCUAUAUGGGGCAGAAGUAUGGAGAAUGAGAAAGGAGGAGGAGAGGAUACUGGAAGCGACAGAAAGGAGGAUGUUGAGAAGAAUCAAAGGUGUGACGCUGAGAGAAAGGAGUACUGACAUCAGGAGAGAAUUGGGAGUGAGUGACACCAACGAUAAGGUCAAGGAAAUAAGAAUGAGAUGGUACGGACAUGUGAAGAGGAGAGAAGGACAUCCUGCAAAAGUAGCUAUGGAAAGUAUAGUACCAGGAAGAGGGCCGAGAGGAAGACCAAAGAAGAGAUGUAGAGAUAACGUGAAGGAGGAUAUGAGCCACUUCGGCGUGCGUCCGGAAGAGGCCCUGGAAAGAGAGACUUGGAGACGGAAGAUCCGGGCGGCUGACCCUGCAAGGCGGGACCAACAGCCCCAGCACCCCGCAUCAAAACACGAGAUAACGCAGAGAGAAUCCAAAGAGUUCAGCUUGGAGGAUAUCACACUCGUCGUAUCAGAUCACAACGCAGGCUAUAAAGAACGUACACAAAGGCUUGCCAAUCUAGCCAGAGAGGAAUUGAAUGCAAGCCAAGUCAAUUCGAAUCAACCUCCGUCCCCUAUUCCCCGCCCACACUUCUCCCCCAAUCAGCCCAGGGACACCUUGUUCUCAUUCUCCCAUGCACACCUCUCCAUCACCCACAUCUGUCUCGUCUUCUAA